Molecule: messenger RNA, 959 nt
Organism: Aureobasidium subglaciale EXF-2481
Lineage: Eukaryota; Fungi; Ascomycota; Dothideomycetes; Dothideales; Saccotheciaceae
Exons: 2
Coding region: 171-866 (231 amino acids)
Source: RefSeq, a predicted model, not a curated record
GACUGAGCUUGGCAGGAUCCUUCAUUGGCUAGUUCCAGAUCACUUUCUCCAGAUUGACGGCAAACUUGACUUGGGCUAAGUCCCGCGUCACCUUUGUAUCCAACGACUACAUCCACUUUGAACAGCAUCGGACCAAAGAUUCCCUCAGGUCUCCCUCCAGCGUGGGAGUCAUGGAUAAAUCUGCUGCUGCGAAUGCUUUUGGCAUUCUUGGUGCAGUCCUUUGGUCGCUCCAGCUCCUUCCCCAGAUGUGGAAGAACUUUCAUCGUCACUCCACGGAAGAACUCUCUCCACAUUUCUUCCUUGCAUGGUCCAUCGCUGGUAUUCCACUGGGCAUCUACAACAUCGUCGACGAUUACAACAUCGCACUUCAGAUACAGCCGAACAUCCUGAUCAUCCUCAGCUUGAUUACUUGGUCGCAGUGUAAGCACUACGGCGACAAAUGGACCUUGAAAAAGACGAUUCUCGCAAGCACCUUCAUCGCCCUCAUUUUCGGCGGCAUCGAAGCUGGCCUGGUCUUUGCUCUUCGCCUGGGUCGUGAUAGAGGUACUCAUUGGCCUUCCACCUUGAUGGCUAUUCUUGCGGCAGCGUUACUCGCUGGUGGCGUGUUGCGACAUUGUGUAGACAUGAUCAAGACUAGGUCCGAUGCUGGCAUGUCAUUGAAGUUUGCAGCGCUAGACGCCAGUGGAGAUCUUGCGUCACUCCUGUCUGUUGUUUUCCAGCCGCAUCUGAAAGUCUUGGGGCUGGUGAUAUACGGCUCGGAGUUGGCUAUCUGGAUUGGCCUGAUCGUUCUUGUUUUCUAUUUCCGGCUUUGCGCUGGAAUCAGAUCAGAUAAGAGCAGAACCGCAGCUCCUUCCUACGGGGGUUGAUGACCACAAGCUAGCUUGAUUGAGCCAUCGGUAUGUCGCCGUUUACAAGACAGAUCUCUGUCCGCUUCGUCAAGACCCCGUCUCGAGAACAGC